AUGAAUGCAUAAGAAAAACCAAGAAAAUAAUUUGAUCCGACUUGCAGGUUUUUAAGGUACCUCAAUUUUUGCCGAUGGCUCUCCACAAAUCUAUCAAAACCAGUAACCGGCUUUUUUUUCUUUCUAAUGUAGUUAAACUUUGGUUCCUCUUUUUUUAAAUGGAAAAUAAUGAAUAACCUCCAUUAUUACGCCUCCGCCCGUUUCCGUGGCUUUCCUGCAGGCUUUUCUCUCCGGCGAAAGGUCCCCUGGUGGUACCAAAUCCUCGAUCCGGGAAGCGACUUUAUUAACAGAUGGAAUCACAUUAUUCUGUUUACUUUUAUGGUCGCCAUGUUUUUAGACCCAAUCUAUUUCUAUCUUCCGGUGAUCGGCGGCGACGCUUGCAUGGACAUCGACUUUCCUUUAGGUGUUUGGGUCACGUUAGCUCGCACCGUCACCGACUUGUUCUUUAUCAUGCACGUCAUUGUUAAGUUUAGAACAGCAUUCGUAGCCCCAAGUUCCCGCGUUUUUGGAAGAGGAGAGCUCGUUAGAGACCCUAAAGCCAUUGCCAUACAAUACUUGAAAACUCGCUUCGUCAUCGAUUUCACUGCUGCUCUUCCUCUUCCUCAGGUUAUAAUUUGGUUUGUAAUUCCAGCCGUGAAAACUCCUUCGGCUAAUCAUGCUAAGCACACAGUUUCUUUAGUAGUUUUAUUUCAAUACAUUCCUCGUAUUCUGGCUGUGAUUCCUCUAAAUCGCCGGAUCGUUAAAACUACCGGAGCAGUCGCCAAGACAGCUUGGUCAGGAGCUGCAUAUAAUCUUGUACUUUAUGUUCUUGCUAGCCAUAUAUUGGGAGCCUCAUGGUAUCUGGCAUCAAUACAAAGGCAACAUGAGUGUUGGGACAUACAAUGCGAAAUAGAGAAAAAUCACACACAUUCUCCUUCUUGUAACCCUUUGUUUCUUGAUUGUACUACAAGAGAUACCCCAGAACGCGAUGCUUGGCUUAGAGUUACCCACUUGCUCACUAGUUGCGAUGCUAGAAAUGAUGAACAUUUCCAGUUUGGAAUGUUUGCUGAUGCCUUUAUUAAUCAUGUUGGUGAAGCAGAUUUCAUUGAUAAAUAUUUCUAUUGCCUUUGGUGGGGCUUAAGAAAUCUAAGUUCAUAUGGGCAGAAUUUGAUGGCAAGUACUCAUGAAGGUGAAUUAUUAUUCAGUAUUGGUAUUUGCAUUAUGGGUCUAGUUUUGUUUGCACAUCUCAUAGGAAAUAUGCAGACAUAUAUGCAAUCUACAACUGCUAGACUAGAAGAAUGGAGGAUUCGGAGAAGAGACACUGAGGAAUGGAUGAGCCACCGUCAAUUACCACUAGAAUUGCAAGAACGAGUUCGACGUUUUGUCCAGUAUAAAUGGAUAGCCACAAGAGGUGUAGAUGAAGAAUCUAUCUUGAAAGCUUUACCUUUAGACUUGAGACGCCAAAUCCAAAGACAUCUUUGUCUGGCUCUUGUUCGACGAGUUCCAUUUUUCGCACAAAUGGAUGAUCAGCUACUGGAUGCAAUAUGCGAACGCCUCGUUUCGUCUCUAAACACAAGAGAUACAUAUAUUGUUAGAGAAGGAGAUCCAGUAAACGAAAUGCUUUUCAUUAUUAGAGGACAAUUAGAAAGCUCGACCACUAAUGGCGGAAGGUCUGGUUUUUUCAACUCUAUUACAUUACGGCCAGGUGAUUUCUGUGGUGAAGAGUUAUUGACAUGGGCAUUAAUGCCAACAUCUCGGUUAAACCUACCAUUAUCAACUCGAACUGUUAAAGCACUAAGUGAAGUUGAGGCCUUUGCACUUAGAGCAGAAGAUCUAAAAUUUGUAGCUAAACAAUUUAAACGUUUGCAUAGUAAAAAGCUGCAACAUGCUUUUAGAUAUUACUCGCAUCAAUGGCGGACUUGGGGAGCUUGUUAUAUACAAACUGCAUGGAGAAGGUUGAAGAGAAGGAAACUGCAAUUGGAAUUAGCAAGGCAAGAGAGUUUAUUUUAUGCUCAAGCUAUGGAUGGAGAGGAGGAUUAUGAUGAUGGUGGUGAAGGAUCAUCAAUGGAUAAUGCAAACAAUGCACAACAUCUUGGGGUUACAUUUCUUGCUUCAAAAUUUGCUGCAAAUACAAGAAGAGGAAUGACUAAGCAACAUACGCUGGUUCCCGAUGAUUCUACCUUGAAAAUGCCUAAGUUUUUUAAACCAGAAGAACCUGAUUUCUAUGGCGAUCAUGAAGAUAGUUGAGUUGUAUAAUAUUGAUAAACUUUAUUGAUUAAUUCUAUAGAAAGGAAGUACAUACAUAUACCAUAAUC
This is a messenger RNA of Jatropha curcas, 2294 nucleotides long. RefSeq names its product cyclic nucleotide-gated channel 16 (gene CNGC16). NCBI's taxonomy places the organism in Eukaryota, Viridiplantae, Streptophyta, Magnoliopsida, Malpighiales, Euphorbiaceae. Gene Ontology annotation, molecular function: voltage-gated potassium channel activity. Gene Ontology annotation, biological process: transmembrane transport; potassium ion transport. The record is from RefSeq and is a predicted model, not a curated record. Gene Ontology annotation, cellular component: membrane.